Molecule: messenger RNA, 4941 nt
Organism: Fundulus heteroclitus (mummichog)
Lineage: Eukaryota; Metazoa; Chordata; Actinopteri; Cyprinodontiformes; Fundulidae
Gene: tmem145
Product: transmembrane protein 145
Biological process (GO): G protein-coupled receptor signaling pathway; response to pheromone
Source: RefSeq, a predicted model, not a curated record
UGCGUGGACGCGCCUCUCUCCUCUUCUCUCCCUCUCUUUUCUGCGCUGCGCCUGCUCCCCCCCGUGCGCGCUCCCGUGCCGGAGGCAGCCUUUCGGGGGAGCUGUGAGAGAGCAGACGAGCGGCUGCGGGGGAGAGCGAAAGAUGGAGGUGAGGGUCGGGGAGAGACUCCUGUGGCUGGCCGUGCUGUCCACUGUCCUCUGCGUGGAUUCGGUCUUCGGAAAAUACGUCAAAGGCAUCGUCAACACCAAAGAGAACUGCUACGAGAAGGAAGCGGUGCUGAGGCCUGAAAACAACCAGGUCAUCAAUCUCACCACGCGCUACACCUGGUCAGGAUGUGCGGUGGAGGACGACGGGAACGAGGAGGUUCUGAGCUGCGUGGGGGGUCGCAGUUUCCGCUCGGUGAGGGAGAGGUGGUGGUACAUCGCUCUCAGCAAGUGUGGGGGCGAUGGCUUGCAGCUGGAGUACGAGAUGAAGCUGACCAACGGCCAGUCUUUCUGGACGCAGCAUUUCUCUGCAGACGAGUUCGGAAUCUUGGAGACUGACAUCACGUUCCUGGUCAUCUUCACGUUAGUGUUCCUCCUCUCCUGCUACUUUGCAUACAAUCUGAAGGGGAGACAGCUUCUUCACACAACCUACAAAAUGUUCAUGACGGCAGCAGGUGUGGAGGUGCUCAGCCUAAUGUUCCAUUGUGUCUACUGGGGCCUGUAUGCCAGGGAUGGAGUUGGCAACGGCAGCCUGAAGAUACUGGGGAAAUUACUGUUCUCCGUCAGUUUCUUGGUGUUCCUUCUGAUGCUCAUUCUGUUGGGUAAAGGUUUCACUGUCACCAGGGCGAGGAUCAGCCACAGUGGCACUGUUAAACUGAGCAUCUACAUGACAGUCUACACAAUCACCUAUGUCAUCCUCUUCAUCUAUGAGGCGGAGUUCUUUGACCCAGGUGAGGUGCUGUACGCCUACGACAGCCCCGCUGGCUACGGCCUGAUGAGCCUGCAGCUGGUCGCCUACGUGUGGUUCUGCUACGCCGUGCUGGUCUCCCUGAAACACUAUCCUGAGAAGCAGCCCUUCUACGUCCCUUUCUUUACCACAUACACUCUCUGGUUUUUCGCUGUGCCUGUGAUGGCUCUGAUCGCCAACUUCGGGAUUCCUCGAUGGGCUCGGGAGAAGAUCGUGAACGGGAUUCAGCUCGGCAUCCACCUCUACGCUCACUUCGUCUUCCUAGUUAUUACGAGACCGUCAGCAGCCAACAAAAACUUCCCAUAUCAUGUUCGGACCUCCCAGAUUGGGAUCUUGCAGUCCAGUCCAAAAGGAGGCGAGGGAGGGGAGAGCUUUCCCCACCAUGCCUAUGGAAACAGCUCCUUCCUCGGAGAUUCUCAACCCAACUUCACUGAACUCUUCUCCAUCCAGUCAGAUCCAGUGAAGACGGUGGACGAGACGGUCGCCCGCAAAGGACCCGAUGUGCCGAGGAACAGCGAACAGAAGAUCAUCACCACAGCUGCAGACUUGACCAUGAUAUUGCCCCCUCCCCCACCUCCAAUACCCCCGCGCCCUGCCUCACGCUCGCCCCCCAUGCCGCCUCGGCUCCCGUCCUUCACAGAGUAUUUCAGCAUGCAGAGCGGUGGUGGCGCAGGCUUUGGAACCAAGGCAUGAAGUGGACGGGGAAAGAAAGAAAGAAAGACAGUGGCAGAAAUGGUGAAGGCUUCAGACAGAAACAGAUAAAGCUGGUGAGAGUCACGGUGUAAAAACAGGUCACCCAGAAUAACAGAAGAAUUUAUAGAUGGAGGGAACAGAUACGAGAAUUCAUCACUAAAAGUAAACCCCUAAAUGGUCUUUUUAACCUGCAAAUGGAAAUGACCUGUAUGAAGAAGUUGGGGAGCGAGGGAGGGAGGGGGGGGGGGGGGGCUAAUACGCAGAUGCUGAGGUUGUAAAAGAAUAAAGAAGCAAUAAAUAUUUGAUGUUGACCAGAUGAAGGCACACGGGGGGAGCGAUGACAGAGUGGAUGUAGCCCGAGCAAUAGAACGAUAGCUGUGCACAAUGCGGAAAUGAACAAAAUUCUCGAAAUACUUUUAUUCAAAAAUUCAUGAGGAUUUGAUGGCGUGCCUGGUAGAGUUUGUAAAUAGCAAAAACUGUUGAAAGCAACAAUUCUGUAUAAUUUUAUUUCAAAAGAGCAGUUUAAUUCAUGCCCCCCCCCCAAACAUGACAUUCCAGUUGGUGCUUCGACCACAGAGAAAUCUCAUGACACUAAAAAACUUUUUUAUGUUCCAAGACAUUUUUGAUAAAACUUAGAUAUAUUUAUGGUAUAUGGAGUCUGUUGUGUUUAUUUAUAUUCCUACUGUAUACGCCUUCGUUGGAGCUGUUUUUUUUUUUUUUUUUCUGGAUCGAUAUGCUGAUGUGUAACUGUAAAUUGUCACAUUUACUCUGGGCACCUCCAAGUACAGUACUCGUAAAACAUGCAUGUUUGUGUUGUAUUUCCAGUCCGAAAAAGCAGAUAUAUGUGCUCCAUGUGAUCAUAUAAUACUUGCUUAUUGUGUGUAUUGAAACCCACACUUGUGUAAAUACAUACAAUAGGCUGCAGUACGGUUUUUGACUGCAAAAAAUUCAGUUAAUUGUUAUUCUGAUUAAAGCUGUCUUGCAGUAUUUGUAACCCAAAAGUAGAAGUAGGCAUGGGCUGGUAUGACAUUCUGAGAUAUAACCUUGAGCAAAAAUACCACAGUUUCACUCCGGAUGGCGGAAUAGAAAUUUAAAUCUGCAGCGAUCGGUGAACUGUGGCUGAUCUUGGGUUUCGUAAACCUCUGAGCUGCUAAUAGCAACUUUUUGCAGGUUCUGAAUUUUCCUGAAGAACAGUGUUAAAAAUAUUUUUAGAGCAAUUUUGCCAUGAGCGAUCAUUAUUCAUGUUAAGAGUAGAGGCACCGUCACACUGGGUGUGUGUCAGAGAGACAGAGAGAGGAUGCUUCAAAAGAUGGUUUUACUGUUAUUUUAGAAUAAAGACAAAAUGACUAUAGAGCUGACAUUUUAAGCUGUAUUUAGCAACUUCUAUUAAUAUUCAGCAUGGUUAUUAUUAGCAACUGUACACAUUAGUCCGUAUUUGUAUUCUGUAUAGCGCUCUGGUUUGUAUCUUUGCCAGUACAUCUCCCUGUUUCAUACCCAUGGACCAUUGCAUAUAAUUUCUUUUUCCUUUGGCAGUUAGGUAAUUUUGAUCAAUUGUUGAGAAAGAUUAUUAUAAAAAGAGCUAAAAUAACCAGUACCCAAACAUCCUCACUGAAAAGUGUUUUUAUUAGAGCAACAAGUGGGCGUUUCUCUGUUUCCCACAGGCUGGUCACCAGUUUGGGCCGGCCGAGCUGAAAAUCAUCCGUUUCUACUCAUCAGCUAAUUUAUCUGCUCAUUAAAACAUUAACUAAUUACUAUAAUAGAAAAAAAAAUCUAAAUUUAUGCUAAAAAGAUCAUACCGUGACACUAUUAUUAUUGCUCUAACAGUAGCUUUCUUUUAAAUUCUUUUAUUCACAUAUAAAUAAUUUGUUGCACAUAAAGAAGUGGGAGAAUAACUGAUCAAUAACCCUUUGACAAUCUGAAUUUUUUUUUUAACAGCAAGCAAUUUUAAGGUAUUUCAAUAUUUCUUCUUUCCUCAGACUAAAGCAGAGGUGGGAGACCUUGGUAAAAUGUGGAAUAAAAACUGAAAAAUUUUUUUGUAAUAGUUUUUAAGUAAAGUUUUAUUGUGCAGAAUAUCUUUUCUGCCAUUCCAAUGUUUGCAAAGUAACAUUUGGACCUCAACAAGCUCAAGUUAGCGUGUUAGCUGGUAGACUGCUUAUUUUGCACAUAAAUAGGAACACUAGUUGCCACAUUUCUCUGUAAACAACAGCAUCUUGGUGACUGGUGGCUUUUGGUAACCUGAUAAUAAUCAAGACAGCUGACUUCAUUGUUUUUCCUUUUAUUUAAGUACAAUCUCAUGAGAAUCCCCUUCUAUUAGCCAUGAUGCACUGACUGGCAACUCACAGUCAAAGUGUGGCCUACUAAAUGCAAGAAAACACUUUCUAUGGUUUGUCGUUAAGGACAGUUUAAACAACACAAAUAUGUCAAUAUACAUUUUUGUAUUUAGUUUUUAUAACGAUGAAAUCAGAUAUCUGCCCAUGCCUAGUAAAAUCCAAAUUACACUAUACUAGUUUACUUUAUGUCACUGGAGUGCAGAAUAUCCCUGUUUUAAACUGUCAUAUCUGUGUUCGUGGACGUCGGUGAAUGUACUGAUACGAUGCAGCACAAUGACAGGGGUGAUGCUGAAGUCGCUCUGAUUGCUGUAAAGCCUUUUAUCUUCAGCACAUCCAGGAAUUUAAAGGCAGCGGUGUCUUUGCAUGUUUUGGUAAUCGAAUGUUCUCACCAGCCUCCCUUUUAUUUUAAUGUUAAACCACAAUAUGGACUUGAAAUACGAGCAAUUUGUCCUUUUUUGCAGUAAAGGACGGAUGAAUUUGCUUUGAUUUCAAAUCUAAACCCUGAGAUAUGAAAAAUUGGCCAGCUUUUAAAUAUUCUUAGCCAGCCAGCCAGUUCUGUGACCGUUGUAUGUUGGGAUACUAGGAGGGGCCGUUUCCUCUGCACACCCUAAAGACUUUAAUUCUAGAUGGACAAAAACAUAGUUCUUAUAUUUCAAAGAGUUUGGAAGAGGAUAGGUCUAUUUCUCUUUGAUUUAUGAAACAUUGUAUUUGGAAAUCUCAUUGUCAUCCCAAAAACAGAUGCUCGUUGCUGGACUUUGUGUUGCCGUUGCUUUCCGUUUCUGGUUUCGCACCCAAUUACCAAAACAAGCACAGACCCAAGAGGCUGUUUCUCUUCUUCUUUAAAGAAGUAACUUUAUUCUCACCCCUGUCUUGUAUUUGAGACGUAAAUCAUUAUAUUUGUUGGCUUUUUAUACCUUAAUGUUUAAACUGCGCAAAAAGCUGAACAAAUACUCCUGCUUUUUUUUU